GAUACAUGUCGCCGCCGAAGGAUUCCAUUACGUUUCAAGAGGUUUCAAGCGCCCACCUGUGGCAACGUGACCUGAAAAUAGUUUCCCCGUUCUUCUUUAUUGACUAUUGUCCUCUGCUACCACGACCGACUUAUUGUUUUCUGUUCCACUCGUAGUAGAACUAUCCAUACCUUGCGUCCGAAAGGUACCAUAAAACGUUGUGAUGCAAUUUGCUCCCACUCUGGAGGAUAUCUUGGCCAGACAUGACUGGAUAUCCACCUUUACCCAUCCACCUGACGUCCUUGCACUUUUCCGCACCAACGAAGGGCCAUCGCCUCUACAAUCAGCUCGGCUGAAGGCAUCUCUGGAGAGUCUAAGGACACCUCUGGCUAAGAUACAGAGCGACCUUUAUUUGCUCCAUAAUGCUAUCGCGUCGCUGCAGGAUCGCAUGUUGCGUCUUCAAUCAUUCGAGAAUGACUAUAAAACAGCCUUGUCUCCGAUACGUCGUGUUCCCCCAGAGAUCACAAUGGAGAUCGUACGCCGUGCAUGGAAAACCAACACUUUCAGCAACUGUCUACGAGGAAGACACCUUUCUGGAUUCAACGUCUUCACUAUCCGGGAGGGGCCGUGGCAUCUCGGCCAAGUGUGCAGUUCAUGGCGAAAUGUUACUGAAAGGCUUUGUCCGGAGUUAUGGGCUACGAUGACAGUGGCGAUUCCACUUUCCCACGAGCGUGAAGUUCCUAUGAAAGUCGACAUGGUGGAAAUGCUACGCAUCGUCCUGGAACGCUCUCGUAAUCAUCCUCUCCAUUUUUACUUUCGAUACUCCGGUACCAAGGUGGGAGAAAGAGAAGCCCGGGCGAUGGAACGAUGUUUUCAUAUCAUGGUCUCCCAUUCUAAUCGAUGGAGAGCAGUCGAAAUAGCGAUUCCGCCAUCCCUUCUUCCACAACUCUCCCUCAUCCAUGGAAAUAUUGAUUGGCUCAGAGACAUGUACCUCGAUUGUUUUCGCGGCUCGCCGUCCGGAGACAUCCAUGCCUUUGAAAUCGCCCCUAGACUCGAAAUAUUGCACCUCAAAGGCAUGCACCCAGGAGCCAGAAUUUCUUUCCCGACCAACAACCUUGUGUCUUUCUCUGACGAAAGACCAUUUGCUGGAGACCGGCGAACCCUCGAAUAUCUCGACAUCGUCAAAUCGUCUCCAAAGCUUCAUUCAUUUUCGUAUAACGACUAUGGUGGUAGUCUGAUAUCCAUACCGUUUACCAUCCCCGACAAAAUCGUGUCCGAAUCGAUCGAAGAACUUUCGACAUCUUCGCCAAGCUUUAUGCGCAGCCUGGUACUACCGUCGUUGAAGGAAGUCACACUAACAACCAUGUACGACCUAGACAUGGGAGGUGAGUUGAUAAAAUGCCCUGUAGGUGCGCUGGGCGCACUCCACGAGAUGCUUGCGCAAUCGCAAUGUUCCCUAACACGAUUAUGCCUCGUUGAUGUGGUCUUGGACAAUAACCUCGCGAGCAUCAUGCGACUCAUGCCUGGCUUGCAGGAAUUUGUCGUCGAAUUCUUCGAGUGGGUGCCAGAUGUUUAUGAUCCUGUUAUGCUAUCUCUUGUGGCACAGAUGAGCGAGUUGAGCCUGGUAGAUGGGUCACGUCAACAUUCCAUGGUCCCGUUUCUACAAACACUUGGCGUUUACUUGAAUACCAUCGAGUAUACCCACGUCUCAUUCAUCAAUUCCACGUUUGUAAAUAUGGUUGCUUCGCGACUGCGUCGCCCGUCCGACGCGCCACGUCUCACGAAGCUCAAUCUUUUGGUGAAUGGAGUGGGGUGGAGUUAUGGUCUUGAUGAGGAGUCUGAGAAUGCCUUGAUUAAUUUGAAAAGCGAGGGACUGGAGCUUGAUUUCGAUCUGAAUGACGAAGAUCCGCUAUCAGAAUCUGAUGAAUGAUACGGCGG
Messenger RNA from Desarmillaria tabescens, 1917 nucleotides. RefSeq lists its product as uncharacterized. NCBI's taxonomy places the organism in Eukaryota, Fungi, Basidiomycota, Agaricomycetes, Agaricales, Physalacriaceae. The record is from RefSeq and is a predicted model, not a curated record. The coding region runs from base 203 to 1909 and encodes 568 amino acids. The transcript is spliced from 2 exons.